This is a messenger RNA of Eupeodes corollae, 1405 nucleotides long. RefSeq names its product CKLF-like MARVEL transmembrane domain-containing protein 8. The coding region runs from base 456 to 992 and encodes 178 amino acids. Gene Ontology annotation, cellular component: membrane. The transcript has 4 exons. Lineage: Eukaryota; Metazoa; Arthropoda; Insecta; Diptera; Syrphidae. The record is from RefSeq and is a predicted model, not a curated record.
AAACAGUGACGAACGCAAUCUGUCCGUAGUCGUUGUCGUAGUCUUAGUCGAGUCGCCCAAAUAGCACCGCAACCGCACCAAACGGCGCGGAGUAAAGAACAAAAUAAAAUACCGCAGAGAGAAAACGCCUCCUCCGGACUUGUUGAAGACGAAAAUUUUCUUUUUUUUUUUAAUACAUAAACAUACUAUUAUAAGUUCGUAAAUAGGCUUGCAUCUUAUUUUGUUAAAUAGUUUGCUCUAAAUCCGUGCUUCUAAGUCAUAGCUUUUUUUUGUUUAGUUCAAUCUUUUUUAAAGUGGAAAUAAGUGGAACAACAUCGCGUAGGAAUUUCACACAUAAUAAUUGUGAAUUUGUGUGUUUCUAAUCUAUUGAGAAGUUUCAAUUCUAUACUAGCGGUUUUACGAAUCUCUUAAUAUUUUUACGCCCCAUUCAAGAAUUUAGAUAAGAUCAAAUUAUCAUGGCAGAUCCAGGUUUCCCCGGUCGUCACACGACAACAACCCAGGUUACUCAAACAUCAGUAUCGCCUCAGUUCCGAUUUGAUAAGUCAUACAUUCACACAAUUCCUGGCAUGAUAAAAAUCGCCUGCAUUGUUUUUAACUUAUUAGGAUUUAUAAGCAUUCAAGUCAGUGCAUUUUCACAUCAUUCCCGUGGUAGCUACUUUAGUUCAAUAGCCAUGACAGGAUUUUGGUUCACUGUUCUUAUGUUGGCUGCCUACCUGUUUCAUGUGUGCGAGAAGUUCUACAAAAUUCCUUGGUUGAAGAUAGAAAUGUACUUCUGUGCGCUUUGGACGGUUUUGUAUCUAUUUGCUGCUUGUUUUGCGGCUACAUUCGCAAGCGGAGCGUAUAAAGUUGGAGCUCUCUUUGGAUUUAUCGCGAUGUGCCUUUAUGGAUAUGAUGCUUUUUUGAAAUAUAACGCUGUUCGAAGGGGUGAAAUCGCCCAAGGAGUUCGAAUUGUGGAGCAACGUCAACAACAGACAACUGUAACAAUUGCAUAAACAAUAAACAAAUACCUUUUUUGGGUAUUUAAACAUUUCUUAACAAACAAAAGAACACUCUACUUAUAAUAAUGACGUUGUGCAAUUAUAUAUUUUUUUAAAUGAAAAGCGUUUUGUGCCUAUCUUUUUGAUUAUACUUACAUAUUUUCACCCUUGAUGUUAAAUACUUUUUUUUGUAAAAUAUAUACUAUACAUAUUUAUACAUUAUACUAUAUUACCGCAAAUUUAUAACUGAUUUUAAUAAGUUAAGAAAAUAAUAAAAUACAAGAAACAAAACGAGAACAAGUACAUAUUAACAGAAAUCUAAACUAAAUGGGCACUUGAACAAAAAGCUCAAUGCUCAUCGAUCUUAUUCAAUGUACCACCAAUCUAUUGAUGCCUUUAAUAAUAAAAAGAGAAUAAUAUAUAAAAUA